Emiliania huxleyi CCMP1516 is the source of this 315-nucleotide messenger RNA. RefSeq lists its product as hypothetical. The transcript has a single exon. The record is from RefSeq and is a predicted model, not a curated record. The coding region runs from base 1 to 315 and encodes 104 amino acids. Gene Ontology annotation, biological process: protein sumoylation. Gene Ontology annotation, cellular component: nucleus. NCBI's taxonomy places the organism in Eukaryota, Haptophyta, Isochrysidales, Noelaerhabdaceae. Gene Ontology annotation, molecular function: ubiquitin-like protein ligase binding; protein tag activity.
AUGGGCUGCACCAUAGCCGUGAAGGUAGUUGACCAGGACGGCCGGGAGGACGCGUACAUCGUCGAGAUGGACAACAGUCUUGCCCCGAUGACUGACCAGUACUGCCACACGCGCGGCAUCGGUGAUUCGUCGAGGAGCACGCUGCGGUUCCUGUUCGAUGGGGAGCGCGUGAACUCGCACCAAACCCCGAGAAUGCUUGAGCUGGAGGACGGGGACUGCAUCGACGUGAUGACCGAGCAGCUUGGAGGCGUUGAGUACGGCUCUAGGGGUGAUCACGGCGCUGAUCAAUACAGUAUACACACAUACCUCCCAUAG